UUACUCGUGUGCGCUAGUGAGCUCACUAGUCGUGUGAACGAGUCCCAAAAUCGUAUUAUUAAUAUUCGCGAGCUCGAGCCGUAAACCAAUCACUAUACGGGUUGCUGGUAUGACGAACGUUGUAACUACUACCGCAACCGCGGUCGUUGUGAGAUGAACGCCACCGGAUGCCUGACGGCCCUGGGCGAUGGCGGCGAGGCAUUCGUCGUGAUCUCGUCCGACGGCGACGACGACUACGGUGGAUGCAGUCGCCGCGGACGCAAUGGCCGCCGGCCCACAGAACCACGGACCACGUCUCCGCGGUGCCCGACCGGCCGGCCACCGACGCCGCCUCCACCCGUUCUUCCGAUGGCCACUGCCGAAACGUACAAAUUUAGACCACGCCGCAAAGACCGCGGUGCGUUCGUCGUGCUACCCGAACCACCAGUGGCGUCUACCACGGCCACAUCGAACACAGCCGAUGCCACAGCUCGGUCGCAAACUGUUGGCGGUACAGGUGUCAGCGGCCGCGUCAGCCCAUUCCGUGGCUAUGGUUUCAAAACGCCCGAGAAUGGACGGUCGCGCGCGUCCAGUCCAUCGACGUCCGGACGGCUAAGGCGUCAGUCGUCCGAGCCUCGAAUCGUUGACAAUAGUCGUGGGCCGUCAACCAACAAAACUGAGAAAAAACGGCUGUCGGCGUCCACCAAAGACUUGUCGAUGGCCGGAAAAUGGACGUCCGGUUCGUCUACUAAACAACCGUCGGCUGCGAGUGGUGCUACUGGUGGCCAGAAAACCUCGGUGGUUGGAAAGCCACCGACCAUUCCGAUGGCCAGCAGCGCGGCAGCUGUCAAAUCUUCGCCGCGUAAGAAGUUGCCACCGACCCCACGCAAAUCGGUGCCUCCCAAGUCACCGCUGCCCCUUAAGUCACCCAAAACGCCGAGACGGCCGAAACCGUCGACCGACGCAGUGGCAGGCCCCAAACCUACUGUCUCCGCAAAACCGAMCGUCAGCCGUCCACCGGUCAGAUCGUCACCACGUUUACCCAAGAAACAGUCGACGGACGCGGCCGUAGGGUCGUCCAAGACGGAAGCUCCGCCGAAAGACGCCGCCCGUCCACCGCCCGACAACGGUGUGAAGACAGUUGGAGCAACAGUCACGGUGACKGCCACAACAACGACCGCGACUACGUCGACGGAAUCGGCGUCAGCAGCAUUCGAUUCAUUGCCAUCGACCACAGCACCAACGUUACUCACGUCCACUACGACGACGGUACAAUCCGUUAUUCCAAUCACGGCGUCUACCUCGGCCACGGCCAUAGCGACUACGCACGCAACCAACGCUGUCGCUUUACCCGUCGUCGAUGGCGGACCGAUUGUCACGGCUGUGCCUCCUCCGGCGGCUAUUGCCGCAAACACCCUAGCCACUUUGUCCGUCAUAGAUCCAUCGACCACUACUCUGAAACCGCCCCAAAGCGCGAUGAGAUCUCGCGAUCCACCGGCCACCAACACUUCGUCAAAGCCAGCGACCACCGUUGUCGUAGUGGACGGUGGUCCAACGACAAAGGAAGCGACGACCACGCGACAGUCUGUCGCCGUCACGAUGACGACCACGCCGCCACUGUCAUACGAGUUACAAGAGAUCGUUGUGGAACCGGAAAUCGAAAACCAAAGCGGACGAACAGCCGUYCGCUUGUCUGUUAAUACUGAUGGCAACAAAACGUCGUCCACGGCUAGCAGCAGCAACGGUCACAAGACUGUCGCAUGGGCGAGGCCAUCCGAAAAGACUAUCGUGCCGGCGGAAGUCCCGCGGUCGRCCGAAUCGGUCACCAAAGAUCCGGCCUACAAAAGGUAUGCGCGGAAGCUAUGCGGUGGAGGCAGCGAAAGCGGUCGCGGUGGACAUCGACCGUCCACUGCCGCAGAUGGCCGUGUGUUGAAGUGCUGGGCGGCGGUGUGGAAAAGGCGGCCGCGGCCGUGCGGAAAAUGCUGUGGCCAAAAGCGAACAGCCGCCGUGACGGCGUCCACUGCAGAGGCCGCGUCCGGCGGCCGACGACGUCCACAAUGGUGGCGGCGGUGCAGUGACAAGUUGUGCUGUUGCCGCGGCCAGCGGGCGGCGGCGAACAAGAGGAAACUUGCUACGGUAGCAUCGUCAUCGGACCAUUCGGUCGGGGCGCUCGGCAUCGCUCCGCCGACCAUGGCUACCGACACGUUCUGYGGCAAGUUGAAAAGGCGGUCGCGUCGCUGCUGCUGCUGCUGUGGUUGGUGUUGCGGCUGGUGUACCGUCCCAAAGUUCUUCAAGCGGAUCUGCUGCUGCUGUUGCCGCGGCAAAUCAGUGACGCCGAAGAGCAAGUCAGCCGAUUCGCAAAAGCGGUCACUGUUUAAGUGUACCGGUUGCUGUACGAAUAUACCUAAAUUGGAUGCAGUUUUUGUCGAUCAUUCGUCCGUUAUGAAAGGUGCUAUACCAGUACUACCAGUAACACUGGCAUGGUUGUGUUUAGUGUUCAACGUCAUUAUUCCGGGAGCAGGCACGUUCUCCAGCGGAAUGUUGUGCUUAUGCAUUGGUAAGCCAAGAUUCACGGUCAACGACACCUUUCAAUCCAGGGUAGGCGCAUUUUGCGUGAACUUCGUCGUAGCCGCUGCUCAGCUGUUCACGGUGCUUUUUUGUUUAGUCGGCUGGGGAUGGAGCAUAUGGUGGGGUGUGAUAAUGCUCAAGAUGGCGAGUAAGUCGAGUCUUCUGCAGAACGUACUUCUCUAUAAACAAUUGAAUAUAUUUUAUUAG
Molecule: messenger RNA, 2754 nt
Organism: Diuraphis noxia (Russian wheat aphid)
Lineage: Eukaryota; Metazoa; Arthropoda; Insecta; Hemiptera; Aphididae
Biological process (GO): taxis; sensory perception of mechanical stimulus; proprioception
Cellular component (GO): sensory dendrite
Source: RefSeq, a predicted model, not a curated record